This is a messenger RNA of Osmerus eperlanus (European smelt), 1817 nucleotides long. RefSeq names its product pelota mRNA surveillance and ribosome rescue factor (gene pelo). Gene Ontology annotation, cellular component: cytoplasm. The transcript has 14 exons. The record is from RefSeq and is a predicted model, not a curated record. The coding region runs from base 184 to 1341 and encodes 385 amino acids. Gene Ontology annotation, biological process: nuclear-transcribed mRNA catabolic process, non-stop decay; nuclear-transcribed mRNA catabolic process, no-go decay; nonfunctional rRNA decay. Lineage: Eukaryota; Metazoa; Chordata; Actinopteri; Osmeriformes; Osmeridae.
GGCCGUUUCGUGUUUUGGAGUGACGCAACGCAUACGUGACCAACCAGACUUGGACGAUUCAUUCUAGAGCAGAAACAUAGUCUGAGACAUGCGCGGAAAAUAGUAAAUAUGACGCUAAAGUCAUUAAUAUUUAAUCGCGUAGACAAGUAAUACUAGUUUUGAUCACAACAAUCCAAAAAGAAAAUGAAGUUGCUUCAUAAAGAUAUUGAAAAAGACAAUGCCGGCCAGGUGACGCUGAUGCCGGAAGAAGCGGAGGACAUGUGGCACACCUACAACUUGCUUCAGAUCGGAGACAGCCUACAGGCUUCCACCAUCAGGAAGGUGCAGACUGAGUCCUCCACCGGCAGUGUGGGCAGCUCCAGGGUCCGCACCACCCUCACCGUGUGUGUGGAGACCAUCGACUUUGACUCCCAGGCCUGCCAGCUGAGGGUGAAGGGAACCAACCUCCUGGAGAACCCGUAUGUGAAGAUGGGGGCCUAUCACACCAUAGAGCUUGAGCUGAACAGGAAGUUCACUCUGGCUAAGAAGGUGUGGGACAGUGUUGUGUUGGACAGGAUCGAGCAGGCAUGUGACCCCAGCCAGAAGGCGGAUGUGGCGGCCGUGGUGAUGCAGGAGGGGCUGGCUAACCUUGUGCUGGUGACUCCGGCCAUGACCCUGCUCAGGGCCAAGGUGGAGGUGACCAUCCCCCGCAAGAGGAGGGGCAGCUGCACCCAGCACGACAAGGCUCUGGAGAGGUUCUAUGAAGCUGUGAUGCAGGGGAUCCUCAGACACAUCAACUUUGACGUGGUGAAGUGCAUCCUGGUGGCCAGUCCUGGCUUUGUGAAGGAGCAGUUCAUGACCUUCCUGUUCCGAGAGGCUGUGCGCCAGGACUGCAAACUGCUGCUGGAGAACCGGCCCAAGUUCAUGAUGGUCCACUCCUCCUCGGGACACAAGUACUCCCUGAAAGAGAUCCUGACUGACCCCAGUGUGACCAGCAGACUGUCAGACACCAAGGCUGCAGGGGAGGUGAAAGCCCUGGAGGACUUCUACAAGAUGCUGCAGCAUGAGCCGGACAGAGCCUUCUACGGGCUGGCCCACGUGGAGAAGGCCGCUGACGCCUUGGCUGUGGACACCCUGCUCAUCAGUGACAAGCUCUUCAGACAUCAGGACGUCGCUACGAGGAGCCGGUACGUGCGGCUGGUGGACAGCGUCAGGGACAACGGAGGCAGCGUCAGGAUGUUUUCCAGUCUUCAUGUCUCUGGAGAACAGUUGACUCAGCUGAGUGGUGUAGCAGCCGUUCUGCGCUUCCCCAUUGCUGACCUAUCAGAGCCUGAGGAGGACAGCAGCUCGGACGAGGACUGACCCCUCCCUCCUCUCCCCGUCUCCCUCCUCUCCCCCUGUCUCUCUCCUCUCCCCCUGUCUCUCCUCUCCCCCUGUCUCCCUCCUCUCCCCCUGUCUCCCUCCUCUCCCCCUGUCUCUCCUCUCCCCCUGUCUCCCUCCUCUCCCUCUCCCUCUCUCCUCUCCCCCUGUCUCCCUCCUCUCCCCCUGUCUCUCUCCUCUGCCACUGCCUCUGCUCUCUAGAUCUGCUCAUCAUCAUCUGACCUGCUGUGUGUGGUGUGCAGGGUGACGACACAAAAGGCUGGGCUGAGCUGUUUGAUAUUGGUGCCAAGUUCUAAUAAAACACACAUACAGGAUGGGGGAAACCUGAUUAAUAACACAGUACAGAUCAACAUGAAUAGACACGCAUGAUUUAUUUCUAAUGAGGCUUUUGCUAAAUGUUCCUUUAAAGUGUAUAUAUAUACAGUUUUUUCUUGCAAUAAAACUAUGUGAAGCAUAGA